This is a messenger RNA of Anarrhichthys ocellatus (wolf-eel), 3994 nucleotides long. Its product is annotated as ATP-dependent zinc metalloprotease YME1L1-like. Gene Ontology annotation, molecular function: metalloendopeptidase activity; ATP binding; ATP hydrolysis activity. Gene Ontology annotation, cellular component: mitochondrial inner membrane. NCBI's taxonomy places the organism in Eukaryota, Metazoa, Chordata, Actinopteri, Perciformes, Anarhichadidae. The transcript has 18 exons. Gene Ontology annotation, biological process: protein quality control for misfolded or incompletely synthesized proteins; mitochondrion organization. Bases 198 to 2354 code for a protein of 718 amino acids. The record is from RefSeq and is a predicted model, not a curated record.
UUAAUCAGGGUUACAAUGUGUUACAACACGAUAGAGGUCACAUCCGGGUUUAUUUUCAGCUACCGCUGAAGUUCGCAGUUUCACUUGCUAUGUCUGCUACCGUGAGCUAAGUUAAAGAAAUACGGUCCUUUAACUCUCAAGGACAGUGUCUCAACUUGUGCAGCUUAACGGCCGUUGUGUACCAGAGAGGAUAAAACAUGUUUUCUUUGUCAAUGACAGUCCAACCACAGGUGACUGUACCUCUUAGCCACCUCAUCAAUGUCCUCCACUCUAUGAAGAGCGCAGUGGGAAGCAGCAGCAGCAGCAGUGCCCCCUGCAAAUCAAGAAAACACAAGGAGCACGCGUCAGACUCAGAGCUACACCACACAGAGCCCACGUGGAACCUGCGUGAGCUCGGCCUAUCAGACCUGGGAGCACAGCAGCUGGAUGAGCUGGUGAGCAGUGUGUUCCCACGCCUGAGUCCACAGGAGACGCCACCUCGAUCGGGUGGACAGACGGCCUGGAGGACCUCGCAUCUUUCUACACACUCCUUUUACUACAAUAAGCAUGGCUUCUCGUGGGCUGCCAUGCCUUAUUCCAGGCAGCACCCCUCUCCUCUUCAGUCUGCCUGCACAGAGCUUCAACACUGGCCUGCGUGGGUUCCAAACAGAGGCUUUAAAACUUUAAAGAGCAAAACCAGACGACUGCAGUCAGCCGCCGACCACUCCCUGGACCCUGAAGGAUUCACGCCGUCUUUUAUGAAGGGAUUCCUAACACGGGACAAGGGGAUAGAAGUUGAAAAUCUCGACGGUCUGGUUAAGAACAAGAGCGUACCCGAGGGGCAGCAGGAUGCGUUCAAGAGGGGCUUCGCUGAGGGUUUCAUGAAAGCUCAAGUCUUGACACAACGCACACAAGACUCUCUCAGGAGGACUCGUCUAAUCCUGCUGGUGCUGCUUCUUGUUGGGAUCUAUGGAAUCUCCAAGACCCCCUUCAUAUCGGUACGGUUCCGAACCACAUCAGGCCUGGACUCUGCUGUGGACCCCGUCCAGAUGAAGAAUGUGACGUUUGAGCACGUCAAAGGGGUAGAAGAAGCUAAGAACGAGCUGCAGGAAGUAGUGGAGUUCCUGAAAAACCCAGAUAAGUUCACAGCCUUGGGAGGAAAGCUGCCAAAAGGUGUUCUACUGGUUGGUCCUCCGGGGACCGGGAAGACUCUCCUGGCCAGAGCUGUGGCAGGAGAGGCCGAUGUACCGUUCUACUACGCCUCCGGGUCCGAAUUUGACGAGAUGUUUGUUGGAGUGGGAGCCAGCCGCAUCCGGAACCUUUUCAGGGAGGCUAAAGGCAACGCUCCCUGUGUGGUCUUCAUUGAUGAACUGGACAGUGUGGGAGGGAAAAGGAUUGAGUCUCCCAUGCACCCUUACUCCAGACAGACUAUCAACCAACUACUUGCAGAGAUGGACGGGUUUAAACCAAAUGAAGGCGUGAUCAUCAUUGGAGCAACCAACUUCCCAGAAGCUUUGGAUAAUGCCCUGAUCCGCCCAGGACGUUUUGACAUGCAGGUGACUGUACCCAAACCAGACGUGAAAGGACGCACAGAGAUCAUCAACUGGUAUCUGAAGAAGAUUAAAGUGGAUCCAGCUAUUGAGGCCAUUAUCAUUGCCCGGGGCACAGUGGGCUUCUCUGGCGCUGACCUGGAAAAUCUGGUCAACCAGGCUGCCCUGAAGGCAGCAGUUGAUGGCAAGGACAUGGUCACCCUGAAGGAGCUGGAGUUUGCGAAAGACAAAAUCCUCAUGGGCCCUGAGAGAAGAAGUGCAGAAAUAGACAAGAAAAACAAGCUCAUCACAGCGUACCACGAAUCGGGCCAUGCCAUCGUGGCUUACUACACCAAAGAUGCCAUGCCCAUUAACAAGGCCACCAUCAUGCCCAGAGGCCACAGUCUGGGACAUGUGUCCAUGCUCCCAGAGAGUGAUCGCUGGAGUGAGACUCGCUCUCAGCUGCUGGCCCAGAUGGACGUCAGCAUGGGCGGCCGGGUAGCAGAGGAGAUUAUAUUUGGCAAUGAGUUCAUAACAACCGGUGCAUCAAGCGACUUCGAUGGUGCCACGAAGAUUGCUAAAAUGAUGGUGACCAGAUUUGGAAUGUGUGGAAAGUUGGGUGUGAUGACCUACACUGACAUGACAGCCCAGAGCCCGGAGACACAAGCAGCUGUGGAGCAUGAAAUCAGAGUAUUAUUGAAGGAGUCGUAUGAGCGUGCCAAAGCCCUGCUGAAGUCUCAUACCAAGGAGCACAAAUACCUAGCAGAUGCUCUGCUCAUGUAUGAGACUCUGGAUGCCAAAGAGAUUCAGCUGGUCCUGGAGGGCAAGGCCCUGGAGGCCAGAUGAAACUGCGAAGCACAGCAACAAUCAAGAGGGUAGCAACAGGGCGGAAGGGGGUCAGGUUUGUAGAGCUCAGGGGUCGUGGAAGGAGGGACGCACUCAAUUCAUGAGCAGUGAAUAAGUGCUCAUGUGGGACUAUGUCAUAUCCUCACGCUGUGCCCUUCGUGUAAUCUCGUCAAUAUUCCCAGAUAGGUAGUUCUGUCAUGUGGCACUUAAACAAAGCUUCCCUGUGUCACAUGUUAAAUGUGAAGUAUGUUGCUCAGGUCACUCAAUCAGUUGCUGGGAGGAAAUAAUACAUGAAUGUAAUUAUGCACCUCAAACAGAAGAGCAGCAUGAUACAUAGUGUUAAUUGUUGAAAGAGGAGUUGAAAUCUGUUUGAAAUCUGUUGAGCCAGGUCUGUUUGGACCCGUCGAUGGGAAAUGCUGAUCUUUAGCCCAAAGAGCUGCCGUGCAAUCGUAAUAAAACUUUAACUAAAUCUCAACUCCUAUUUGUCACUUUUCCUCCAGGGUUUGUGUUCAUAUGUUAUUUUUCUAGUAUACGUCUUCCAGGCCAGGUGACACUCUCUACUUCUUCUGUUAAAUAAGCUCCAAGAAGUGUCGCAAUGUCGUGCUGCUCUUUGACUUUCCAUCUGAGGAUCACGUGUAUGUAUCUACACUCGCCUCUCCCCCUCUGCAUAUGUCCCUGUUACUUAUCUUGAAUGGUGGCCUUUUGGGGAAUGUACUGUUAGAUGUAGCAAAUAAAGGUGAACUCGGCACUUUGGGCAAUGCAGGUGUAAGAAUUGAAAAUGCACUUGUGCUCUCUUCAUGUAAUUUUAUUGCAUUCAUGCUGCGUGUACAGACGGAACAAUUACUGAUGCUCGGCCUCAAAGCAUGCAACAAAUACAAACUGUGUUCAUCUUGUGAUCUUUAGGAUUUCUGGCCUAAUUUAUUUAAGUAGUCCGAGUUUGGCUUCUGAAAAAGACUCAUCAGAAUAUCAGCAUUUUCUUGAAAAUGCAAAUGAAUUUGUGAAAGACUCUAAUAUUUAGAUUAUUCAGACAAACAACAAGGCCAGUUAUCAGUUAUUGUUCGCUGGUGUCUCCUUUGUCAUUAUAUCAAAGCAGAGAUAUUUCUCACAUCUCGUGCUCUCUACCUUUCUGUUUCCACACAUUGUGUGCAGUGGAAGAAAGAUGCCAAUCUUCAAUGCCUACUGGCUCUCUGUAUAAAGGACGUUAAGAUGUCUAAUUGUAAAGUGAAAAUCUUGGUAGAAACAUGCAGUUAUGCUUCUUAAAAUGUUCCAAUUUUCAAGUGAAUUUUCAGCAGCAGUGUAUGAAAUCCAUAUUUUAUCUCUUUUAAACAUUUUAUUGAAAGUGUAACUCAUGUUAAGAUUACCACCAGCAUAUGUGCUUCAUGUUGUUACCUUUUCAGUUUUUCAUUGGAAUUGAGACGCCAUUCCUUCAGUUUAUUGGCCUUUUAUCCAUGUUUAGCUGUAUAUAUAUGAUUGGGAUGUAACGGGAACAUUGUAUAUAGAUGUAUAGUGAUGCUUUUAUGCUGAGAACUGUUGAUGAAUGGCUCUCUGCUGUUGAUUGACGAAAUCUCUCAACAAUGCGAUGGAUGUGGUUAAUGAAUGUUUGUUGAGCUGAGAUAAAUAAAAAGAAGCCCAAAUAAAAA